Messenger RNA from Penicillium crustosum, 2193 nucleotides. RefSeq lists its product as uncharacterized. Bases 1 to 2193 code for a protein of 730 amino acids. NCBI's taxonomy places the organism in Eukaryota, Fungi, Ascomycota, Eurotiomycetes, Eurotiales, Aspergillaceae. The transcript has 3 exons. The record is from RefSeq and is a predicted model, not a curated record. Gene Ontology annotation, molecular function: zinc ion binding; DNA-binding transcription factor activity, RNA polymerase II-specific; DNA binding. Gene Ontology annotation, biological process: regulation of DNA-templated transcription; DNA-templated transcription.
AUGGAAUCCUGGACGGACCAAGAGCCGGCGCGAAAACGGAUGAGAAAGGGGACUAGAAGUUGCACAGAGUGUCGGCGGCGCAAGAUUCGAUGCACAUUCCACCCCGACCGCCCAGAAGUCUGUAAUGAGUGUCGGUCCAGAGGCAUGAAAUGUGUUGAUCAAGAACAUGCGGUCAUUACCCCUCCAUCAUCCGGCUACCACCGGAACUCCCAAAUUGGUGAACAACCAUACAGUCUUCGCGAGCGAGUCGCGCACCUGGAGACUCUUGUAGAAGGCCUGACCAAGCGCCUAGAUCAACGGGACUCUAGCACUCCGCCUUCGGACGAUAUAAGAGCCCAUUCAAGGUCACUAGCUACCGAGCCAGACGAACUAGGCCCAUCCAGUGGCCAGAUUUGCAAUGCACCGAUACUCCAACUGUUUGACAACUACUUCGUGAGCCGCCAAGAGGACUCGUCGAACAAUGAUAAAUUCGCUGGUGUUCAAGACAUGUCGCCAAAGGCCGAAGCAGUGCGUGCAGAACUCCUGUCUCUCCUUCCUCCCGCAGAGGAUAUGGAUAAGAUAAUCAACGCGUCCCUCCAUUGGUUCGUGUGGCAAGACCAUCUCCCAGAGGUGUUCGAUCGACAUGGCGACAGACUCGUUUUUAAUGACAAUUGUUGCGAUAAUCUAGUGGCUCCCGCCGAAGUCGCUAAGGCACUCCUGUGUCUAUGUAUUAGUGCAAGUCAUGCCCCGUCUGAAUUUGACUUUGGUGCUUUAACCGUUCCCUUGGAACCUCAAAAGUUCGCUGAUCGAUGCAUUGAGAUGGUGGACCGGUUAAUCGUCCGCGAUGACAACUUCGCGGCUACCUUGCCCGGUAUAGAAUGUCAGAUGUUGCUCCACAGGAUUCACUUGACUGAUGGCCGGCUCCGGAAAGCUUGGCUGGUGAUGCGUCGGGCGAUCGAGUUUGCCCAUUUAGCUGGAAUGCACCUGUCCACCAAGGUUCCAAGGCCAGGCGACUCUUUUUAUGAAAGGCGCUUGAAAAUCUGGUGUUCCCUGGCAACAUCGGAUCGAUUCCUGAGUUUGAUUCUUGGCCUGCCUUAUGGUAUCAGCGAUCAAUUCUUUUUACCACAGACGCAGCAACGUCUCAAUUCAACCUUAUCUGCCCCCGAACAAUAUCUGCUACGCAUUGGCAUCAUCACGGGGCAUAUGGUUGACCGAAACCAAGACUCUUCUAAGAUGACCCUCGCAGCAACAUUAAAAUUGGACCAAGAGCUGCAGGAUUCUUGGGAAUCUAUGCCAAGUCACUUCCAAGCCGCAGAGCCUUGUCAGGGCGAGCAACGGGAACAUUAUAUGGAGAGGAUCCCGUUGCAGUUCAUGUUCAAGCUAUUGCGUGCUUUUCUCCAUCUACCCCUGAUGCUGCAAUCUCCCCAUGAGUCUCAGUUCCGUCCCUGCCACACGACCGCCAUUCAAUCGGCAAGAGAAGGACUCGUGCUAUACAACGUCCUUCGAUCCAACAUCAAGCCCUAUUUGUGCAAAAUGAUCGACUUUAUGGCCUUCACGCUAUGUCUUCUUUUGAUAAUUCACCUGCAAGGCUAUUCCGAUGAGAUCCCAGAUCAAAAUAAAGAGCAAGACGAAAAAGACUGGGAUAUGGUAAAGAAGGUUGUUGGGAUCCUUCGCCAGGCGGCAACAGAACUAGGAGGCUCAGUUGCUGCCGAGUCUGCGAACAUCCUUGGCGCCAUCCAUGACACCAAGAAUUUCGAGCGCGAUUGGAGCAGCAUCUCGAGUUGCAAAAUUACAGUGCCCUAUUUUGGUACUAUUACGGUCGGUGCAGGAGCGAAGUUCUCUACGGGUCCCCCCAAAAGCAAGGAGCAGACAUCGGUAGUAUUAGGCACAAUGGGGACGGAGGCUCCUUGCCCGGGACAAUGUCCUGGUGAGCUCUAUACGCCGCCAAUGUCUGACCCUGAAGGUGCACCAACUGCAAACACUGAUGUCUUGAACGGUGCUCCCCUCACACCCACGAUGGCGUCUGGAUAUCCAGACGAGUCAUGGGUUUCGAGGAGUGAAACAGUGACAAACCCAUAUGUUGGCCUGGAGCUCAACGCGUUUAGUGGACUGUUCGAUGAUUUUGGGCAGUAUAUGUGGCCAAAUCAUAGUGUUGACCUCGGACUUGAUCAGGGCUGGAAUCUGAACUGGUCAGAUGGUGUGCCCCCACCAUGA